Molecule: messenger RNA, 1422 nt
Organism: Closterium sp. Yama58-4
Lineage: Eukaryota; Viridiplantae; Streptophyta; Zygnematophyceae; Desmidiales; Closteriaceae
Source: the annotation of a GenBank genome assembly
AUGCGAGGGAAGUAUCACAUUCCAGCACUUCGACUAUCGUGCAAUUCCAAGCUUCUUGCGCUGCGCAUCCCGCUCACUGACAUGACUCGUCUACCAAAUGACAUUCCACCACGAGGCAGCGGCAGCAUAUCCCACAAGUUGAGGAAUCGUCUAUUUCCGCCUGAGGAACGGCGACCCUCUUCUCGCCUCCGCGAUUCGAAGCUAGGAGAGUCAGUGGCACUCGCCAGCCUCAAGCAAACCUCGGCUCGUAUCGCCUCCUCCCCCUCUGCCGCUCAUGGCGCCACUUCGCCCGCCGCGCUCCUGACUGUCGCCGCGCGCGUCUUAUCGCCGUCGCGCGCGCACUCCUCGUCGCCCGCCUCGCUGCCCGAGCGCGCUGUGUUUGAAGGCGAGCGGCUCACGGGGGCGGAUGGAGAGAGCGGCGGUGACGCCCCGGGGGCGGAUUUGCCGAGUCGGCGCAUGAAUGUGUUCACGGCGGUGAAUGACGCGCUCUUCAUCGCACUCGACUCCGACCCCAGGUCGUUCGUGUUCGGCGAGGACGUGGGCUUCGGAGGUGUCUUCCGCUGCACCUCGGGACUCUCGGAGCGGUUCGGCCGCCACCGAGUGUUCAACACGCCGCUCUGCGAACAGGGCAUAGCGGGCUUCGCCGUGGGCCUCGCUGCCAUGGGCAACACGGCCAUAGCGGAGAUCCAGUUCGCCGACUACAUCUUUCCUGCCUUCGACCAGAUCGUGAACGAGGCGGCCAAGUAUCGCUACCGCAGUGGCAACCAGUUCAACUGCGGAGGGCUGACAAUCCGAGCGCCAUAUGGGGCGGUGGGGCACGGGGGGCACUACCACUCGCAGUCGCCAGAGGCCUUCUUCUGCCACGUGCCAGGCCUCAAGGUGGUGGUGCCACGAGGGCCCGUGCAGGCCAAGGGGUUGCUGCUGUCCGCCAUCCGCGAUGCCAACCCCUGCAUCUUCCUCGAACCCAAGUGGCUGUACCGCCUGGCAGUGGAGCCCGUGCCCCUGCAUGACUACAUGCUACCGCUCUCCACCGCUCAGGUAGUGCGGGAGGGCACGGAUGUCACAGUGGUGGGAUGGGGGGCGCAGCUCGCGGUGUUGCUGCGAGCAGCAGAGGAGGCUGCCCAGGUGGGCAUAUCGUGUGAGGUCAUCGACCUGCAGACGCUGCUGCCCUGGGAUGCUGCCACCGUCGAAGCCUCCGUCAGCAAAACCGGCCGCCUCCUGGUGAGCCACGAGGCGCCUGUGACGGGUGGGUUCGGAGCGGAGAUAGCGGCCACCAUCACCCACCGCUGCUUCCUCCGGUUGCAAGCUCCAGUGGCACGUGUAUGCGGGCUGGACACACCCUUCCCGCUUGUGUUUGAGCCUUUCUACCUCCCAACGCAGGACAAGAUCGUGGAGGCUUUGAAACAACUCAUCCAGUACUGA